AUGUCAUCUGAACAAUCCCCUCUCCUGAAUCCGCCGCCCAAACCAUCUACACCCCUCCUCUCACCCAACCUCGUCAAAUUCCGCAUCGCCAUCGGCCUCAACAGCAAUACCGACCUGGAAGCCGGGAGUCAGCCCUCCAAACCCCACGGCCUCUACAAAGAAGUUCUCCGCCUCCAGAAGCGCCUCUCCCUCCACUACCAUGCCAUCGAAGCCCUCUACUACACCGCACUCCUCGCGCAAAUCCUCAUCGGCGCAACGCUCGUCUCUUUGGGUCCCAUGUCCGGCCUGCAUCCCCGCUCAAUCACCGUCCUAGGCAUAGUGAACACAUCGACAGCUGGUAUACUUGCGUUGCUAAAAGGACAGGGUCUGCCAGAUCGGCUGCGGAAGGAUGAGUAUCAGAUGCAGAAAGUAAAGGACUUUAUUGAGGAGACGGCUGCGAGGCUGGAAUUGGCGGGGGAUGUAGGGGAGGAAGAUGUAGAAAGGUUGGUGGAGCUGAUUUAUGAAAAGUUCAAUGCGGCGAGGGACACGGCGGAGAUAAACAGGCCGAGUACGUAUGCACAUCAGAUUGAGACUGGAGUGGGAGGCGACGGAACGGCUGAUGGGGAGGGGAGUGGCAGGAAUGCUGCGAGAAGGUUAUUGGCUAGGAGCGGGGGCGCGAUGGAUGGAAAUUCUGCUGUUAAGGGUAAGGGCAAAUACGUUAUUGAUUGA
Molecule: messenger RNA, 708 nt
Organism: Cadophora gregata
Lineage: Eukaryota; Fungi; Ascomycota; Leotiomycetes; Helotiales; Ploettnerulaceae
Exons: 1
Coding region: 1-708 (235 amino acids)
Source: RefSeq, a predicted model, not a curated record